GUCAUCCUCACCAACCGCACGCCGAUCUGCGGAUCACAUCGUCCACGGGAUGGAUAACGACAUCGCCGAACCUGACCCAUCCCGGCAGCGCAAUGGUGUCGUGGAAGGGCUUUAUGGAGAAUUCACGGACUCGCUCAACGCAAAGGUCAGAUAUUCUGUGAGUUUGACUGAGAGUGCUCUCACUAUUCAAAAGAUCUCAUCGUCACCUGGACAGGAUGAGGUGGUUUUCCAUUUAGCUGACUGUCUUGGCUGCCUGGCUUAUAAAGUGGAGGACGAAGCGGAUGUUGGGGCGUUCUUUACAGCCUAUUUCUACCCGUUCAAGAGGCGAUGGAUAAGCACAGGCAUGGCCCGGCAGAAAGUAGAGCAGUGCUUUCGGGUCGCACUGGUCCAGGACCCUCUCACUAAUCUUCAAGAGGCAGAGCGAUGGGCGCGUGCCAUCAGAGAGGCUUCUAUCCGCCAGAUACCCCGACGACAUGAUGUGAAGUAUUAUGAGCUACGGCGGCCCUGCAGGGUCAUGGUUCUGGUGAACCCACAGAGUGGGCGGGGCCAGGCUCUCCAGCUUUUCUCUGGGCAAAUCGAGCCCAUGCUCACCGAGGCUUCAGUCCCCUACACAUUGGUCAUCACUGAGCACCAGAACCAUGCGAGGGACCUGGUGAGAGAGACUGAUCUGUCACAGUGGGACGCUCUGGUCAUCCUGUCAGGAGACGGGCUGCUGUUCGAGGUGUUGAAUGGUCUUCUGGAGAGAGAGGACUGGGAGGCGGCCAUCCAGACCCCACUGGGCAUCUUACCAGGGGGCUCGGGCAACGCCCUGGCAGCCUCUGUCCACCACUACACUAAGUCUCCCCCGGCCUGGGGUAAGGAGCUGCUGCUGAGCUGUGGCUUCCUGCUGUGUAAAGGCCUGGUGACUCGGCUCGACCUGGUCUCUGUCCACCUGGCCUCCAGCCAGCGCAUCUUCUCCUUCCUCUCCCUGGCCUGGGGCUUCGUGGCCGACGUCGACAUCGAGAGCGAGAAGUACCGCCUCGUUGGCCCCAUGCGAUUCCUGGUGGGUACGCUGAUGCGCCUGGCCUCCCUCAAGGUAUAUCAAGGUAGGCUGGCAUACCUGCCUGCUCCUCCCUUCACACCCCAGAACUCCUCCCUCUGCUCCUCUCUACCCUGUGGGCCCAACAGCUCCCCCAAUCAGAACUCUCGCCACAACCACAUCACAAACUCCAACCACAGCACAAACUCCAACCACAGCACAAACUCCAACCACAAUACCGCCCACAACUCCUCCAACAUUGCCAUCACAACCAUGAGGACUGAGCCCCAACCAGUCAACCAGAAGGGGCCUCCUGACUCGCUCCUAGCAGACCUGGAGCAGCCGGUGCCUGAUCAUUGGACAGUAGUGAAUGAGGAAGACUUUGUACUGGUAUUGGCCAUGUUCCAGUCCCACUUGGCUGAGGACCUGUUUGCAGCCCCUGGGGCCGCAGCAGACGACGGCUUCAUCCACCUGUUGUAUGUGCGUGCAGGCAUCUCCAGGCUAGCUCUGCUCACACUCUUCAUGACCAUGGAGAAGGGGCACCUGGCUAUUGGCUGCCCACACCUUGUGUAUGAGAGGGUGAAGGCCUUUCGCCUGGAGCCUCUGUCCCCCGAGGGAGCGAUCACUGUGGACGGGGAGAUGGUGGAGUACGGGCCAGUACAGGCCCAGGUUCAUGAAGGAAUCGCCAGGCUCAUCUCAGGCUGAGAAUCUACUCGGAGAGUUUGUCCUCCCCACAGCUCUGACUUCUUGCUCCCUUUCUUACUCUGUCUACUGUAUAUACAAAGUGCCAAAGACAUUAUAUCAGCCUUUGGAAAAUCCCCCCUCUUUUUUUCUACAGAUACAUUCAGUAUCUAUCUCUGUGUCCUGUUGUUUAGAGAUCCCUCCCUUUCCUCUCCAUGCUUCAUUCAGGGUCAAAGCCAUGGAUGUUCUUGCAGCUGGCUGGUCUCAGCUAAGAGUGUGUGUGUGUGUAUGAUAGUGUUUUGUGAGCGGUGUGUUUAGUAGGGAGGGGCCCAUGGCUGUGGAGUACCUUGUGUACACUUAUUAGUGUGACACAAGUGAAGAGAAGCACAUUCUUCUGUCCCGCGAGGAUGUGGCAGGCAACCAGCUCUACGCCCGCUAUCUAGCCCCGGGGUAAUCAUUCUGUGGAGGAUGAGACACGGGCCUGACAUGUAGGCCUUCCCCCCUCAGGAUAUACUGUUCGAGUCAUGGAUGUAGGUUCUCUAUGGAUAAGCACAACGUUGGAGAAUGCAGCAUUGUAAACCUCCACCAAUGAUAUUAGGUUACUCUUCUCCCUCUCACCAGUGAAAACCUCCCCUUUACCUCUGUGUUUAAUGGAUGGGGUGGAAGGGGUUAGGUGCUAGUGAGGUCGUGUUAAAGCAGCGUGGAGGUUCAGGAACCUGGCCAGCUGAGGUUACCUUCUUAUAUAUCUCGCCUGUCUCCUACCCUGCUGCUGCUGCAGCUCAAACCAACAUGCUUCUUGGACCACCUUCUUCCUGACACACACACACACAGGCUUGACACUCCCUUUCAGAUCUGGAGCACUCAGCAAGGAGGGGGAUGGUCUCGUCUGCUACAUAUGACCCCUUCUGGCUGUGUUAAGGUUGUACUCCCUCUUCCUUCACAAGAUGUUGGAGCCAUCAGCACCUAAUGUGUCUUUAUUCUGAAGCUUUAUGGGUGAAUGAAAAAUACUAGCGGAUAGAACUACAAGCAGUUGAAGAUGCAGCACCAUUGUUGAUUUUUAUGAACGGUUUUAUUGUAGAUAAAAUAAUAUAAAUAUUUCUGUUGUUUUCUGUCCAAGCACACACUAAGGGAAACAGGGUUUUGCACUACGCAGCACUGCAUGGGUCAGUGGGUUUUGCACAUUGAUUCGAUCAAUAAGAGUUGGAGCGACCAGGCCAGAGUGCUGCGCUCUCUACUGGGGCCUUUUUCUUGUCGGGGUGGAGAUGAGGAACAUUAGUGCACAGGAGCAUUAGUGCACAGGAGCAUUAGUGCACAGGAGCAUUAGUGCACAGGAGCAUUAGUGCACAGGAGCAUUAGUGCACUGGAGAAUUAGUGCACAGGAGCAUUAGUGCACAGGAGCAUUAGUGCACUGGAGCAGAGACAAGCGCAAAUGUGAGCAUUAUCAUCAGUUCUACUCGCACCAGUUCAUGUCAGGUCAGGUUCACCCCAGAGAUAUAACAAUUACUGGUUUAACUAAUCCUAGAGCACACACUUGGUUUGGUUUGACUCAAAAUGUCAUAUGGGUGGAAGGGUUUUAAUGUACUGUAUAAUGAAUCUAAAAGGAUGCUUAAAAUGACUCUACCUGAAGGUAUGCUGACUGCAGAUGUAACAUUAACUUCUCCCAUUCUGAUUUCAAUCUUCCAUGUCUGUGCCUGUACCUGACUUUGAUAUGCCUUUAGAUAAAUACAAGUUUAAGUUUCAUUUGUCACAUGCACAACAUGCUUAACUUGAAAGCCCUACCCAACAGUGCAGUAUUAUAUACCUCAGGUACGGUAGCUCAUGCUAGACUGUGUAU
Oncorhynchus nerka (sockeye salmon) is the source of this 3533-nucleotide messenger RNA. RefSeq names its product sphingosine kinase 1-like. Gene Ontology annotation, cellular component: intracellular membrane-bounded organelle; cytoplasm; membrane. Gene Ontology annotation, biological process: phosphorylation; sphingosine biosynthetic process; cellular response to growth factor stimulus. The record is from RefSeq and is a predicted model, not a curated record. NCBI's taxonomy places the organism in Eukaryota, Metazoa, Chordata, Actinopteri, Salmoniformes, Salmonidae.